Messenger RNA from Thamnophis sirtalis, 1023 nucleotides. RefSeq names its product olfactory receptor 6F1-like. Gene Ontology annotation, biological process: G protein-coupled receptor signaling pathway. Gene Ontology annotation, molecular function: olfactory receptor activity; G protein-coupled receptor activity. Lineage: Eukaryota; Metazoa; Chordata; Lepidosauria; Squamata; Natricidae. Gene Ontology annotation, cellular component: membrane. The record is from RefSeq and is a predicted model, not a curated record.
AUGAAGCAUUUGAAGCCUUCAGAGAAGCAGAAUGCAACAGUCAUCGGAGAGUUCAUCCUUCUUGGAUUUGGGAACACCAAGAACCUAAACACACUCCUCUUUGUGCUAUUUCUGAUUAUUUAUAUUUUAACUGUAUCUGGAAACAUUCUCAUCAUCACACUGGUUGUGGCAGAGAAACGUCUGCACACUCCCAUGUAUUUCUUUAUUUCAAAUCUCUCUUUCUUGGAAAUCUGCUACAGCACAACUAUAUUACCCAAAAUGAUGGCCAGUUUUCUUACAAGAAACAAGACAAUUUCUCUUUGGGGUUGUAUUUUACAAAUGCAUAUUUUCUGUACUCUAGCGGCUACAGAAUGUUACCUUUUGGCGGCAAUGUCAUAUGACCGUUAUCUAGCCAUUUGUAGACCCUUGCAUUAUGUCACACUUAUGAAUUUCAAAACAUGUGUUUUGCUGGUUUCAAUAUCAUGGAUAACAGGAUUUAUGCUUAUCAGUGUUUUGACACCCUUGUUGACCCAACUCACAUUCUGUAAUCAAUACAAAAUUGACCAUUUCUUUUGUGAUUUCACCCCUUUAAUACGGCUUUCUUGCAGUGACACUUGGGUGAUUGAAAGUGUUGCUUUGAUAACAUCAACUCUAGGAAUUAUACCUACAUUUUUUAUAACUGUUACAUCUUAUGCUUUUAUCAUCCAAACAAUUAUGAAAAUUCAGUCUGAGAAUGGAAGACAAAAGGCGUUUUCCAUCUGUACUUCCCAUCUCACUGUAGUCUCCAUUUUCUAUGGCUCCUUAAUGCUUGUCUACAUUAUGCCAACGAUUGACAGAUUCAAAGAUAUGAAUAAGAGCUUAUCUUUCCUAUAUUCUGUUCUUACCCCCAUGGGAUCAGUGAAAGAUUGGCUAGGGCAGCUGAGCCCUGGCCGCCUUUGCUCAAACCCAGACAGUGCUACUGCAGCCUCCUCAGUGUCCGAGCAGCAACAAGUGAAGUGCCACUUCAGCAUGCUUAUUUCCAACCCAGCUGCAAAGCAAGGGUAG